Thyridium curvatum is the source of this 450-nucleotide messenger RNA. RefSeq lists its product as uncharacterized. Gene Ontology annotation, cellular component: RNA polymerase III complex. The transcript has 2 exons. Gene Ontology annotation, biological process: transcription initiation at RNA polymerase III promoter. Gene Ontology annotation, molecular function: nucleotide binding. Lineage: Eukaryota; Fungi; Ascomycota; Sordariomycetes; Thyridiales; Thyridiaceae. The record is from RefSeq and is a predicted model, not a curated record. The coding region runs from base 1 to 450 and encodes 149 amino acids.
AUGAAGAUCCUCGAGGCCCAGAACGCCGUCCUGACCAACUACGAGGUCUACCAGUUCCUCCUCGAGCGCAAGAAUCGCAAGGAUGGCAACCGGAGCCGGCGGGGUCCCCCCAACUAUGAGACUCUCGUCAAGGAGGUUCUCGAGCACCUCGAGACGAACCCAAACCCUCUGAGUCAGCGCCCGCUCACCUACACCCCCGAAGCGAUCCCUCUUCUCAUCGAGAAGCUUCACCCUUAUGACCUGACGAAAGGCGAGAUGAUCAUGAUCAUCAAUCUCCGCCCGGGUUCCAUUCCUGCUCUCAACUGCAUCGUCGAAGAUAUGGUGGAGCGGCUGUAUGACCACCAGCAGGAAGAGGUACUGGGAAUCAUCAGCGAGACCCUCGGCGCCUUCCCAGCCCCGGAGGAGACUGCCGAGGGAGAUGAGGGCGCGGCGGAUGAAGAAGCUGCGUAG